AUGCCUCUCAUCCAAAUGCCGAUUCAUCGAUUCCAAAACGACAUCCAAAGCCUGCCCGACAAAUUGGCAGGUUUCAAAUCGAAAUAGCUGAAACAGUUCGUUCAGUACCUUUUGUAGCAUAUCAGUUCUGUCCAUGUAAGCAAGAGCUGAUAUGAGAAUUUGUUCUUCAUUGGCAUUACCUGCAAUCUAUUUUCAAACGAUUUAUUUAAAAAGUAGAAAAUAAUUCAUAAUACUAACCAAUUUAGAAGGAAUAUCAUGUCUGAAGCACGCAGCAUGCAUCGUUUCGUACAAGCCCAAAAAAUGAAAAGGAUUAUCCACUCUGGAUAUCAAUCCGGGAAUAUCUGAACCUCUGGCUUCAUUCGUUUCAGAUACUCCUGUACCAGCCAAGUUAGUUCCGGAAAUAUCCAAGGACAUCAAUUGAGGCAAAUUAUUAACAAACGCUGUUAAUGUAGCAGUGGGAUCAGGAAAUUUUCUGUUGUCGUCUUUACUUUGAGAUACAUCCAAGUGCGUUAGAGUUUUUAAUUUACAUAUUGCUGGCAGCAUUUCGUCUAUAUUACUGACGUUAUACAAAAUAAGUGUGCGUAAACUUGUUAAAUGUUCUGUGUAAGUGAAGUUGUCUAGAGAGUCACAAUUACUUAGGUCUAAGUGUGUUAGUUUGUUCAUGGGGUUCAAGAGCAUUUGAUAGAAAAAGUCUGGUAAACCGUGACAGUUUUUUAAGGCAAAUUUUUGUAAAUUUGGUGUGUUGAAUAUAAAAUUUUGCCCACAAUUAUCGUGUAUAUCUAUAAAAGCGUAAAUACUCAAUGGAAAUAUAUUUACAUCGUCUCCAAUUAUUAAAGUUACCAAACUAGCUCCAUAAGUACUAAUAUGCUUUAUACAAUUAUGUGUCAAUUCUUUACUGCGAACCAGCUCUAAUUCUCUAAGCUGAUGGCUCAGUAAAACUUCCAAAUCAUGAUCUAGUAUCUUGCUUUUCCUUAACCGCACCCGUUUCAACCUAGUAUUGUUUGUAUCUUUAAAAAUAUUUAUAAAAUUCGAAUCUAUACUUUGCAAACUUUGCGAUCUAACUGACAAGAGCUUUUCGCAUAUUUCUACAGGCAAUGAAAUAUUGUCUUUGAGUUUUAGGUAGCCCGAAUAACCAGUAAAUUCGCAUAUCGAUUCUAGUUUUUUAUUGAUGUAGUUAAAGCAUAGAUCUAGCAACUUUUCUGUAGCCGAACUGUUGCAAAAGCAACAGGCCUCCGACGGUAUGUUGGGGCAAUGACGACAUUUGCUAUUAGUGUCUUGUAACAUCUGGAAAUUUUAUUUUUCAUUUAUUGGGUAACUUGUAUUGCAAAAUUUAUAUCAUAAUAAAAAACUUACCUCUUUUAAAGAAUUAUUUCGAUAUUGACCACAUGACAACUGAAUAUUUUAAUUAUUUCAAAUUGAACUUAUUUAACUACGAACGAAUAUUUGGAAUUUUAAUUUGAAUUAAACAAGUAAUUCACAGAUGUUUUGGGAAAUUAAUUUAAUUUUUUUCUUUUUGUUAUGAAGUUUUUGUUUUUGACAUUUGACCAGUCAGCUGAUUUUUGAGUGUUGACAAUUGUUUAGCUGUCAGAGGAUUAUCAGAACUAGAGGAAAAUGAUAUGGAGUUAUUCUCUCUUUCUUCAAUGAAUACCACUAAAAAAAGACAUGUAAUGAUAAAUGGAUUUAUAUUCGGAACUUCCAAAAAAUUUCAAUUAUUUUUAUAGGUUAUAUGAAAAAUAAACAUUUUUCCAUUUAAAUGAAAUCACAUUCAAAUAAAAGGAAAAUAAACACCCUGUGUAUCCUACUAGCGAUAAGAUUCCCAAUGAGACACGCUUUCACUGAAAUUAGAUCACAAUAGUUGGAUUUUUACCUACCAGAACAAGUAGACUAUCGACUACUGCUGGAGAAAAGUUUUGUUAUAAUGUCAUAUAAAGCAAAACUGAAGGAAUUCGACCUCAUAUUAGAGCAGGACGUGGUUAAACUUGAAGAUUUGAAAAAAUUGUCCUUUCAUGGUAUCCCUGAUGAUCAAGGAAAAAGAGCACUGUGCUGGAGAAUCUUAUUAGGCUAUUUACCUGAAGAAAGAUCAAAAUGGAAAAACGUUUUAACGGAAAAACGAAAAUUAUACAAACAAUUCAUAGAGGAAAUGAUUGUGAUGCCAGGCGAAAACGAAAGUAACGGUGACGUCACUCAAGGCGAUCAUCCUCUAAGUAUCAAUCCAGACAGCACAUGGUCUACAUAUUUUAAAGAUAACGAAGUACUGCUUCAAAUUGACAAAGAUGUACGCAGAUUGUGUCCAGACAUAUCAUUUUUCCAACAGCCAACUGAAUUUCCUUGCGAGGAAAUCGUCAACAGUAAUGACGUCAAAAGACUGCACACCAGAGUACAAAGGCGAAUUUUAGAUUGUGCUAAUGUCGAACGGAGAGGAUUAGGAAUAACAAAAAUAGCUCUCUUAAUUAAAAAGGCAUGCGAGGAUUAUGCGCCAAUGGAAGAAGGCAAAGAGGCGCAUUGGGAAGUGGUGGAGAGGAUACUUUUUAUUUAUGCUAAAUUAAAUCCUGGACAAGGUUAUGUUCAGGGGAUGAACGAGAUUAUUGGGCCAAUUUAUCAUUCUUUUGCCAUGGAUCCUGAUCUAGAAUAUAGAGAGUAUGCAGAAGCGGAUAGUUUUUUCUGUUUCACAAAUCUCAUGUCAGAAAUUCGGGAUUUUUUUAUCAAAAGUCUAGACGAAACGGACCACGGCAUUAAUAGUAUGAUGAGUACGCUGAUGAUGAGGUUGAAAACUAACGAUUUGGAUGUUUGGUUGAAAUUUCAGCAGCAAGAUUUGAAGCCACAGUAUUACGCUUUUAGAUGGAUAACUUUACUACUGUCUCAAGAAUUCCCGUUGCCAGACGUCCUCAGGAUAUGGGAUUCGUUAUUUUCAGACGAAAAUCGCUUCGAUUUUCUGAUUUAUGUUUGCUGUGCAAUGAUCGUCAUUAUGCGAAAUCAGCUUCUAGAUUGUGACUUCUCAUCAAACAUUAAGCUCCUACAAAACUUUCCACCGAUGGAUGUUCAAAUCAUACUCUCUAAGGCUGUUGAAUUGUCAAAAAAGCCUAUUUUUUGACUUGGUAAGAGCUUCCUAUUUAUUAGAAUUCUUUUAAACCUUUAAAUAACAAUUAGAAAAAAUAUAUUGUGAUGAAUUGAUGUAAUCUAUUUUUGUAUAUUUUUAUAUACCUAUGUAUUUUAGUUAUUUUUUUUUUAAUAGGUACCUAAUUAAAAAUCUUAUUUUUCUGUUAAGUAUAUUAGAUAGGUAUCAAUUGCUUUAAUUAUUAUUGAUCCAGAACGUCCAUUAACUAUGUAUUAUUAAAACGCAUUGUAUUAAAUAUUCACAACAUAAAAAUACUCUCUUAAAAGGCUAUGAUGAAGGUACGGAAUUAAAAAUAAAUACAGGUACAUAAUAUUCAAAAUCUCAAAAAAUUGCACAAUAAUAAAACUGUAUUUUACUAGAAAUAUUGCUAAUUUUUAGAA
Ceutorhynchus assimilis (cabbage seed weevil) is the source of this 3495-nucleotide messenger RNA. The record is from the annotation of a GenBank genome assembly. NCBI's taxonomy places the organism in Eukaryota, Metazoa, Arthropoda, Insecta, Coleoptera, Curculionidae.